Messenger RNA from Ilex paraguariensis (yerba mate), 1159 nucleotides. The record is from the annotation of a GenBank genome assembly. Lineage: Eukaryota; Viridiplantae; Streptophyta; Magnoliopsida; Aquifoliales; Aquifoliaceae.
AUGGGAGAAGUAGACGCAGCCUUCAUCCAAGCCACCGAGCACCGCCCAAAACUCGCUGUUGUCGAAGCAGACGGUAUUCCAUUGAUUGAUCUCUCCAUUCUAAACUCCCCCGACUCGCCUGAGCCCAACACCACAGUUGUAAGACCUCUUAUAACUGAGAUAGGCGAGGCCUGCAAAAAUUGGGGUUUCUUCCAGGUGAUCAACCAUGGGGUGCCAUUUAAACGCCGGAAAAGUCUCGAGAUCGCGGCGAGGAAGUUCUUCGCUCUGUGGAAGGAGGAGAAGGAGAAGGUGAGGAGAGAUGAAGUGAACCCAUUGGGGUAUUAUGAUACUGAGCAUACCAAGAAUGUUAGAGACUGGAAAGAGGUGUUUGAUUUUACCAUACAGAAUCCAACACUGCUGCCUGCUUCUCUUGAGCCUGAUGAUAAGGAGGUGAGAGAGUGUAUUAAUCAGUGGCCCGAAAAUCCACCAGAAUUGAGAGAAGAAUGUGAACACUAUGCUGAAGAAGUGCAAAAACUAGCUUACAAAUUGUUGGAACUGAUAUCUCUGAGCUUAGACCUGCCGGCUAAUCGUUUGAGUGGAUUCUUCAAAGACCAAACUAGCUUCAUCCGGCUCAACCACUAUCCGCCUUGUCCCGUUCCUCACCUAGCUCUUGGGGUUGGCCGGCACAAGGAUGCUGGUGCCCUAACCAUCCUCGCUCAAGACGAUGUUGGAGGACUCGAAGUGAAGCGAAAAACAGAUGGAGAGUGGAUUCGGGUCAAACCUACUCAUGAUGCUUAUAUUAUCAAUGUUGGUGACAUUAUUCAGGUUUGGAGCAAUGAUAGGUAUGAAAGUGUGGAGCACAGGGCAGCAGUGAAUUGUAAGAAAGACAGGAUCUCCAUCCCAUUCUUCUUCAACCCCGCUCACUACACCAAUGUGAAACCCUUGGAAGAGCUAACAGAUGAUCAAAACCUUGCCAAGUAUAAGCCAUAUAACUGGGGGAAGUUUUUUGCAACCCGAAAACGCAGUAAUUUCCAGAAACUUAAUGUUGAAAAUAUUCAAAUCUCUCAUUUCAGACUCUUAGAGAAAUCUGUUUAAAGAGGGAAGAAUCGUCUUUGUGCAAGCAUCAUCAAUAAGAGUGUCUUAACUUUGCCUUCUCGUAAAAUAUUAUCCUCUGUAUAAU